Molecule: messenger RNA, 576 nt
Organism: Pelobates fuscus (common spadefoot toad)
Lineage: Eukaryota; Metazoa; Chordata; Amphibia; Anura; Pelobatidae
Product: histone H2A type 2-B-like
Exons: 2
Coding region: 117-497 (126 amino acids)
Biological process (GO): heterochromatin formation
Cellular component (GO): nucleosome; chromatin
Molecular function (GO): protein heterodimerization activity; DNA binding; structural constituent of chromatin
Source: RefSeq, a predicted model, not a curated record
CUCGAGCAGUGAGGAUCGGUCCUGGGAGCGCGGGGAAUCCUGCCUGGAGUGUGAGAGCUUCUCCCGGGGAGCGCGGGAACCCAGCGAGGAGUCUCGGUCUCCCGCUGCGCACAGAGAUGUCCGGCCGAGGGAAAUCCGGCGGCAAAGCCCGGGCCAAGGCCAAGUCCCGCUCCUCCAGGGCCGGCCUGCAGUUCCCGGUGGGCCGCGUGCACCGCCUCCUCCGGAAGGGGAACUACGCGGAGCGGGUAGGGGCCGGGGCCCCGGUGUACCUGGCGGCCGUGCUGGAGUACCUGUCCGCGGAGAUCCUGGAGCUGGCCGGCAACGCGGCCCGGGACAACAAGAAGACCCGCAUCAUCCCCCGCCACCUGCAGCUGGCCAUCCGCAACGACGAGGAGCUCAACAAGCUGCUGGGAGGGGUGACCAUCGCCCAGGGAGGGGUGCUGCCCAAUAUACAGGCCGUGCUGCUCCCUAAGAAGACACAGACAUCCAAAAAAUAAACAGAAAAUAUCCCCCCCCCAGAACCAGACCUCCAAAAAUAAACAGGAAAUACCCCCCCCCCGAACCAGACUUCCAAAA